UCUAGCGAGAGACAAAGACUAGAAUUGCCAAUAUUUUAUAUGGUUGGGUGAGAAGCUUGUUUAAAGAGCUGCAAGUGGUUCAAACCCUGGCCACUGAUUGGUCAGAAAGAGAGUUGAAGCUUCUUCAGCAUUAAUGGAGAUUUUGUGGCUAUUAUUGUAUUCGUUCGUGUUGUUGUUGAAGGCCUUUGUCUUCGUUCAUGGAGGAGGCAACAUAACGUACGAUGGAAGGUCUUUAAUCAUCAACGGCCACCACAAGAUUCUCUUCUCCGGCUCAAUCCACUAUCCUCGUAGCACUCCGGAGAUGUGGCCAUCUUUGAUUGACAAAGCCAAAAAAGGGGGAAUAGAUGUGAUACAAACCUAUGUGUUUUGGAACCUUCAUGAGCCCCAGCAAGGACAGUUCGAUUUUAGUGGAAGACGUGAUAUAGUAAGAUUCAUUAAGGAAAUCCAAGCACAAGGCCUAUAUGUGUGCCUUAGACUGGGACCCUUUAUAGAGGCUGAAUGGUCUUAUGGAGGUCUACCAUUUUGGUUACAUGACAUUCCGGGCAUUAUCUUCCGAUCUGACAAUGAACCAUUUAAGUUUCACAUGCAGAGGUUUGCGAAGAACAUAGUAGACAUGAUGAAAUCAGAGAGACUGUAUGCUUCACAAGGAGGGCCAAUUAUACUGUCACAGAUUGAGAACGAGUACAAGUCGGUAGAAGCAGCUUUUCAUGAGAAAGGGCCACCUUACGUUCGUUGGGCUGCAGCCAUGGCUGUGGGGCUUCAAACUGGUGUGCCCUGGUCAAUGUGUAAGCAAGAUGAUGCCCCUGACCCUGUGAUAAAUUCAUGCAAUGGGAUGCGAUGUGGAGAAACAUUUGCCGGACCCAACUCGCCAAAUAAGCCGGCAUUGUGGACGGAGAACUGGACAAGUUUCUAUCAAACAUUUGGUGAAGAGACGUUGAUGAGGUCAGCUGCACACAUUGCAUUUCAUGUUGCAUUGUUCAUCGCAAAGAAAGGAAGCUACGUAAAUUAUUACAUGUAUCAUGGAGGCACCAAUUUUGGAAGAACAGCCGCAGCAUAUGUAAUCCCAAGUUAUUAUGAUCAAGCUCCUCUUGAUGAGUAUGGUUUAAUUAGACAACCAAAAUGGGGUCAUCUUAAGGAGCUGCAUGCUGCUAUAAAGUUAAGCUCAAGUCCUUUACUCUCAGGAGCACACACUACCUUUUCUUUGGGUGAAUUGCAACAAGCUUAUGUCUUUAGUAAGUCAGAAGAAUGUGCUGCAUUUUUGGUAAACAAUGAGAGCAGAGAUGUCCAAGUUUUCUUUCAGAAUUUUCUAUAUGAAUUGCCUCAAAAUUCAAUCAGUAUCCUACCAGAUUGCAAGACUGUAGUCUUCAACACUGCAAAGGUGAGCACUCAGCAUAAUACAAGAUCAACGAUCCGGAGCCAAAAGUUUGACUCAAUUGAAAAAUGGGAAGAGUACAAAGAAGUUAUCCCGGACUUUCACAAGACUUCAUUAAGAGCAAAGACAUUGUUAGAGCAAAUGAAUACAACAAAAGAUACAUCUGAUUAUCUUUGGUACACUUUCAGGUUUCGGCAUGAUAGCCCAAGUGCUCAAUCUGUACUAAAUGUUGCAUCUAGUGGACAUGUUGUACAUGCCUUUUUAAAUGGAGGUCACGUAGGAUCUGCACAUGGAAGUCACCAGCACAAAACUUUCACCUUGAAGAAUACUCUGAGGUUAAGAAAUGGGACAAAUUUCAUCUCCUUACUUAGUGUAAUGGUUGGAUUACCGGAUUCAGGAGCAUUUCUCGAGCGUAGAGUUGCAGGCUUGCGUCGAGUAAGAGUCCAAGGCAAAGAUUUCUCUAACCACCCAUGGGGAUAUCAGGUUGGAUUGUUAGGAGAGAAACAACAAAUAUAUACAGAUCUUGGAUCAAGACAAAUUAAAUGGAGUAGGUUUAGAAAAUCUACUCAUCAAAGACCCACAUGGUACAAGACUACGUUUGAUGAACCUGCUGGAAACGACCCCGCUGCACUGAAUCUUGGUUCCAUGGGAAAGGGAGAAGCUUGGGUCAAUGGCCAUAGCAUUGGUCGAUAUUGGGUAUCAUACCGCACCUCAAAUGGAAAUCCUUCACAAACAUGGUACAAUGUACCUCGAUCCUUCCUCAAGCCUAAAGGCAACCUAUUAGUUCUACUAGAAGAAGAAAGAGGGUACCCCUUGGGGAUUUUCCUGGACACAAUUUCAAUAACAAAAGUAUGUGGAUUUGUGUCUGGUUCCUAUUUGCCCUCAGUUACUUCAUGGAGGAGACAAGAAGGAAGCGGAAAAAUCUAUCAAAAGAAACCUGGCAGAAGACCUAAACUCCAGCUCCACUGUCCUCCAAAACGUAUCAUAUCCAAGAUCUUAUUUGCGAGCUUCGGAACACCUUCUGGGGAUUGUGAGAGUUAUGAUAUUGGAAGCUGUCAUUCAUCUAAUUCCAGAGACAUCGUAGAAAAGGCAUGUCUAGGAAAGAAUAGAUGCUCCCUCACUGUAUCAAGUCAUACUUUUGGUGGUGAUUCGUGCCCAGACUUUCCUAAAGCUCUAUUGGUUGAUGCACAAUGCUCGUGACCCUGCAUAAUUUAGUACCAUCUUUUACAUGGAGGAGAUUAAUACUAUCAAUUCCUAUUUUUACCCAAAGAUGUGUAAAGAAGUAACUGAAGACAUCAUCACAAUUGUGUUAUGAUUUUUUAUUGAUGAUCGGAAGGAAUAUAAUUGAGUAGCGUUUAAUUACUAGUUGGCUUAUCAGUGAGUGGAAAACUCUCUUUGUGGACACUUCCAGAUAUAACUUGACUUCUAUUUACAACACAUACAGAUGUUAUCCAAUUACGCCUUAGGAGCUUGAUUGAUAAAUAUGCAUCAGUGCUUAGUUCUACAGACCCAGUGAACUGAUAUAUUUCAGCAGAAAAAAACAUAUUUGUCAAUAUAAAGUUUCAACUUGUAUCACCUGUGAGUUAACGAUCCCAAAAAUAGAAAACGACCACAAAGCAACAUUGUCUUUGCACGGAAUCAAAGGGUGAAGGUAACAAAGGUAUGAGUCAGGGAAGAUAAAGGGAAUGGGCAUAUACAUUGAAACAUAUCAAUUAAAAAACAAAAAUGAUGUGCAAAAGUCAAAAACUGCUCAAUCAGGAAAAGGAACAAGGAACAAUCUCCAGAAAAUUAUAAUAAUGAUAAAAAUACACCAUCCAUUGUGCAUACGACGGAUAAAAAAUGGCUAAAUGCCCAACUUACAAGAGUCAGCUCCAAGUAGUAACUGAUGGGAAUUAGAAAUCAUGCCGCAAUACACUGAGACUGAGGUUAAAGUUACAUGUGCUUGUAAAACCUG
This is a messenger RNA of Corylus avellana, 3326 nucleotides long. The record is from RefSeq and is a predicted model, not a curated record. NCBI's taxonomy places the organism in Eukaryota, Viridiplantae, Streptophyta, Magnoliopsida, Fagales, Betulaceae.